AUGGACGCCGACGAGGUGCGUGAUUAGAUCAUGGCGCUGGUCGCGGAACUCAGGGUGCCUCUAUCGUGGGAUCUCAUACUGCGACAGCGCCGUUGCAGCUUCACGGCAGCGUUCUAAUAGCUCUCAGGAACGUGACCCUGCCCAGCAUCACGACAGUCCCCGUGGAGAAGAGGAGGAAGUCGAGCAGGAGAAUGAGCACGAGCACGAGCACGAGCGUCCCCGCGAACUACCUGCCGAUCUUCCGCGAACACUCGACGACCGACAGAACUUCCGUAGCUACAAUGAGGAAACCGAGUAUUACGAUGCAUGGCAGGGACAGUCACAAUUCCUCACAGCUCCGACGAUAGCGAAGCCUUCCAAUUUCAACCUGGCCCUCCAAGAGCCGGACGACGAUGCCUACGGCCGAGACUUUGGCAACGAUGAGGUGCGAAUAGCCCAGAUGAUGGCUGCCAAGCGGAAGUCCGGCGACGCGGGAGAGCAGGAGGAAGACGAGAUUUUGGAGAACGAUAAACUCAAUUUCGAUCAGAAAGCAGAAAAGUUGCAGGAGAUGCUGUACCUCGCUGCAAGAAACGGCGACGUGGCUAGAGUGCAGCGGUUGGUGAGAGGUCCGGCUUCUGAUCUGGUCGAUAUCGACGGCGUUGACGCGGAGGGUUCACCGGCUCUGGUGUAUGCAAGCUGCUUCGGGAACAAGGACACGGUAGUCACGUUGCUUAAUGCGAGAGCGACCGUGGACAAGCAGGACAAGAAUCAGUGGACUGCGUUAAUGUGGGCAAUCACAAAUUCGCAGAAAGAGAUUGCCAGGAUCCUCUUGGACCACGGAGCCUCCACAGAUGUGAAGUCUUCGAGCGGUAGGACGGCUCUGGACUUUGUGCCCAAAGACAGCGAGAUGUCGGAAUUUUUCCAGCAUAGCGGUUACAGCAUUGGCAAUGUGGGCGUCGCGAGCGAUGACUACUACAACUCCGGGUUUUCGCAGGAUCGAUUUGAGGAGGAACUGGCAGAGAGUGAGAUGAGAAGAAGGAUGAUGAUGGAGAGCGCAAUCAACCUAGAGGUGGAUCUGGGCAACCUAGGCCUAGACGAGCAGCCGGAAUCACCGGAGGACUUCGAAGACGGUCAAGAGUUCGUGUGGGACCGAUGUCUGAACGACCAAAUGUUCGUGUUCAUGGAGAACGACAUCGAACGAUAUCUGGACAUUGUCAUCACCAAGAUGACUCCGCAGAGGUCAGCGUCGCAGAAACCUGUUCCCGCCAACAUCAUCUUCUUGGGAGCGCGGUAUGCCCACUACCAUGCCAGUAAGGAGCUGCUGGCCGAAUGGUUGGAGUCGGCACAAGACAAGAUUUACGCUGUCGUUGAUCGGCACCAGUGGGAUAUGACCAUACUGGCGUUCUGGAUCUCGAACGCGACCUUGUUGUUGUAUUACCUCAAGAAAGACACCGGUCUGGGAGAGGAGACGACCGAGUUUCAGGCACACAUCGCUGAGCUGAUUCAUGAAAUAUUCAUAUUGAUCAUCCGAGAUGCCGAACGAAGAAUGGACAAAGUUCUGGACGCGGCCGUGCUGGACCACGAAACCAUUCCAGGAUUCGAAGACAUCACGUUCCAGAACGAGUGGAAGUUCUUGAAGAGCAAGAAACAGGUAAAGCCGGAACCCGUCGAGAAGCGAUUCCGUCCACCUUCGCCCAAGCGCAAGGCGCAGCCAUCGCCGCGGAACAUCACAUCUCUUCUUUCCUCGACCUUGUUCGUACUGGAUCUGUACGACGUACAUUCCGUCAUCACAGCGCAGACCCUAUCGCAGCUAUACUACUGGUUGAGUGCCGAGAUUUUCAAUCGAAUAAUGUCGAACAAGAGAUACCUCGCUCGUACCAAGGCUAUGCAAAUACGCAUGAACAUCUCCACGCUGGAAGACUGGGCUCGAACGAACAAUCGGCAGCCUGAACAUUACGACAAUGGGUCAAUGAAUGCGACUGGGGAGACGACCGUGGAUUCUGCGCGGCGACAUCUCGCGCCAGUCGUACAGUUACUGCAAUGGCUGCAAUGUUUCUCUUCGCUAGGCGAGGACCGAGAAGCCAUGGAGACGACGAUCCAGCAACUGCCGUCUCUAUCAACGAAACAGCUCCUGCACGCCGUGAAGUACUACCGAGCCGAAGUCGGCGAGAAGAAUCUGAGUCGGCCUGCGCUGAGACACAUUCAGGAGGUCAAGAGCCGACCGAAGUCUCUCAACACAGAGCCUCCACCUGCUGCCCCUGGCGCACAACAGGCGCCUUCGACGCCAAAUGCCAAGAAUGGCUCAACGCCAGUGCCACCCGGUACACCGCAGAUGGAUGAUGACAGCAAUGAAAUUCCGGAGAGCAACCUCAUGAAUCCGGCAAUCCUGCUGCCCUUUCAUCUGCCCACAUCCACAGACAUGCUGGUCAGUUAUGGGUCCGGGUUUGGAGGAAUGAACAAAGAACGGGAGCGUCGGUAUUUCCCUUCUGUGCCUGCCGAGUUCUUGGCCAAGUUGGAUCCAACUGGAGGGCAGGAAAGCAGCAUCUACGAGAAUGCGCACUUUAGUGACACGAAUGACAGUUCGUAG
Lecanosticta acicola is the source of this 2566-nucleotide messenger RNA. NCBI's taxonomy places the organism in Eukaryota, Fungi, Ascomycota, Dothideomycetes, Mycosphaerellales, Mycosphaerellaceae. The record is from the annotation of a GenBank genome assembly.